Rotaria socialis is the source of this 1905-nucleotide messenger RNA. Lineage: Eukaryota; Metazoa; Rotifera; Eurotatoria; Philodinida; Philodinidae. The record is from the annotation of a GenBank genome assembly.
AUGUUUUGUCUACCAGCGUAUCUGCUAGCUAUAGCUUGCAUUUUUAUUAGUACAACUCAUGGACAAUUCGAUUAUGGAUUAUGUCCCGAUGGACCAACUUCAAAUACACAGGACCCGAAAUGGCGCCCUGUACCACCUCGAUUUGAAAUAGUGACCGAAUUAGUUUCUGAAAGUGAAGUUUGGGAGUUAUCACAAGCUUUCUCUACAACACGAGAUGCUAUUAUAAGUAGUACUACUAGAGGUCCAAUACAGUUCUACUAUAGUUUUGCAACUAGUGAACUAUUUCAAGUAUUAACUGCUGUUAUCGGUCAACAAGAAGUACUGAAAUGUUUUCGAGAACCAAUUACUGAUCAAAGCGAAACAAGUGUUAUUACACCUAAAACUCUCUUUGUUAAACCAUCAAUACUUCUCGGCUAUGAUCCACGUAAUCAACAAAAUACUGCCUGGGGUGUUCACUAUGAUGGUGAUGGCAAAUUACGUGGUAUACCUACCAAUCGAUUUAAAUCAUGUUUCUUGGUUAGUGAUACUCAAGCAACAGUAUCAGCUACCUAUCAUGUAUCAGAUCCUACCAAAUUUCAAGCUUACUUACCAGCCAAUGAAAGUAUUCCUUUACAAAUCGAAGUAACUACAACAAGUCCACGUGGAGGUCGUGAAUCCUUUGUCUACAACAUUUUCCAUUAUUCACCUAAUCCACGCCAAUUUGAAGAACGUCAAGCAUUAGAAACACCAGCCGGUGUAUAUUGUCCUAAUCGAACGCCAACAUUACCUGUACCAACAAAUAUUCCAGAAUCAUCGAGUGCUAAUACAGAAAUGUUUAUACCGAAUUUCAAUAGUUCUAUACUUAGUUCAAAGAACUUUUUUGAUACUAAUUUUCAAUUUACUCUUUUUGAUGUUUGGUAUGCUGAUCCAGCAGGUGGACCACUUUGGUUUCAUCUGACUGAAGUUCAUGAUUUUGCUGUUGGUCUUAGUUAUCAAUUCAAUCAUUCAAAUUAUCGAUGCGCAGUUCGUGAUCUUAAUACAGGUGGAAAUGAGGCUGUAUCCGUUGAUGGCAAUCCCAGUCUACUUCAGUUGGGUAAUCCUCAACAUAUAUUUUUACUCGAUGAUAUGGAAUAUCAAUAUACUGGUGAAAAACGAUGUCGAGAUCGAGUCUCGUGUCAUGUAUGGAUUGGUGAAAAAUCAUUGGGAAACGAUACAGUUGAACAUCGAGAAUGGUAUUGGGCAACACGUGUUAAUGGUGAAGUAUUAACCGACUGGAUUCCUUCAAAAUUGGUCAUAAAAAGAUACGUAUCUGAAGUUCCAGUAAUGAAUAUUGAAUUAAAUAUUUUCAAUUUUCGCCGUCGUCCCAUGACAAUAUUUGAAGUUGAUUAUACAUUAGCUAACUGCUAUCGUGCUUUGGGUCCCUCUGAAAAUUACAAUCUUGCAGUUUUGUCAUUUACAAUCGACAAUGAAAAAAAGUACCCGGUAAUGCAAAAUAUAAACUUUUUACGUCUUCACAUAUGGGAAACACUCAUUUUUUCUAUGUUUGUUCGACCGAUACGUAUUUCACAUUUAAAUGUUGAUCAUAGGGAUACGGGAAUUUUAGUUACAUUUACAUUACUUGAUGCGCCACCGCGCACUGGACCUGUUGAGAAUCCAUUAAAAGAAUCAUCAUUGGAUAACGUUAUCGAUCGUCUUUCAUCAAUAAUCGAUGCCAGUGGUCUUGCUUUUCGUGCUCGAUAUGAUACAAAACAAGUUGUUUUACGUGCACGCGUUGGCUCACUGAAUGUUAAUCAUCGAAGUUCAAAAACUAAAGUAAAAACUUCAGGUUCAAAAAUAACUGGACUCUGGGUAGGUUUUGUUGUUGCCGGUCUCGUUGUUGGUGUUGUUGGUGGUUUCCUUGUGUUUCAAAAACUGGCAAGUAAAUAG